Phragmites australis (common reed) is the source of this 2201-nucleotide messenger RNA. RefSeq lists its product as uncharacterized. The record is from RefSeq and is a predicted model, not a curated record. The transcript is spliced from 4 exons. Bases 445 to 1002 code for a protein of 185 amino acids. NCBI's taxonomy places the organism in Eukaryota, Viridiplantae, Streptophyta, Magnoliopsida, Poales, Poaceae.
CCGGGAUCCUAUUAAACCCGGCUUUGUGCCGGCAGUUUUGAGUCCGUCGUCGUGUAGCUCUGAUCGUUAGACCAGUUCCUUCCACGCCACUAGCCCAAACCAAAUUUGCUCCGUGACGCCACUAGCCCAAUCAUACAUCCGCGCCUUGCUCCGUGACGCCGGUCUCGUCUGCUCGAUCCGGCCUGUGGUUUUCUCGGAGAUUCCCGCUUGUCGUGGCGGUCGCAUCGCGUGUGCUCGUGUUACGUGUGGAUCUGGUUUGGACAACGAGGAGAAGCGUGGAGGUGAUCGGAUAAGGAGGGGCGCCUUCAGUGCUGUCUGGGGCUCGAUCUGUUCAUCAGCUGUACAUCUGGAAGGGCUUCGUGGGAUCUGCCACUGCAAGCUGACUAAGCUACAGCAGGAAGGCUCGGUUGUUGCCAUUCGUCUCCACUACCCGCACCUCGGGCCAUGUUGACCCUGGUCAUCUCCGAGCGGCGGAGCCACCAUCACCACCACUCAUCUGGUCGCCGGAAGAAGGCAUCAUCAGUACCGUCCCAUUUCUCCUUGCCACAGUCCAUCCGCUGCUUCCAAACCGGGAACUGCCGCCUUUUCCACUCCGGCAUCCUGCCGUCCCCGCCCACCCCAGGGGCACGAACCUACUCUUCCCCUGAGCCCAAGACGCCGAAGCAGCAGCUGCACCAUGGGAAAAAAUGCAGCGGAGCAAUCUCUAUAAGCCCCUCGACAUCCCCUCCUCGCCCUGAGCUCUGGGCUGGCCCGGGGUUCUCCAACUCGCCACCCCCCAGCUCACUGCCGAUACCCAAGUUCUCCCUCCACCAGAAGCGCAGUGUCUCACUUGAAUUUCCACCUGCUGACCGAUCAGACGAUGAGGAGGUGCUUGUGCAUGCCAAGUCAGCACCUUCAUCGCCGACUGCAGGCUCAGGUGUCAGCUUCUUCAGUGAUAGUGAUACUGCCAUUGCGACGGAGAAUUUGAGGAGGAUCCUUCACUUGAAAAUUGCUGAUUACUGAAUGGGUGGUGGACAGUUAUGUGUACAUAGGUUAACUACAACUAACCUUGGUAGUCAGUAGGGUGGCUGAGAAUAACAACCCUCACCUGAGGAUGGUUCUGCAUCAACAGGAGUACUGUAGGUGGGUUAGCAAGCACAACGAGAAGGUUAGGCAGUAUGGAACUGCAGUGAAGGAUAUGGUGAUAGUGGAGAUUGAUGGGGUGCAUGAGGGCUCUGCACUUCCUGAGUCACCUUUGUAGCUUGUACCUUGUAGUGGCCUAUAUGUUCCCCAUGUUUUUAGGUGUUGGUUGUUUAGGUGUUAGAUAAGUAUUUGCAUCCUUGAUACCAUCAUGGACCAGUAGUGGUGGCCUGCAUAAUCCUUGUUCCUGAUAGUUCAUGUCAGGCAGGGUAUUGUAGUUUGUUAGUAUCUGUUCAAAUUUUAGAUGACUUUAGCUUACACUCUGCCAUAUGUUCAAGUGUAGUCAUCUGUAGGAUGGCUGCAUCUCUUGCAAUUUGCAUUCUGUCUCACCUUGUUGACUCGCUACCUUGCAUCCUCCUGAGUUAACUAACCUCCCUUCAUAACAUCUCCUUGUGCUCUGCAAAGUGCACAAGGCUUUCCCCUUACUGGCACUUCUGUUUUUUGGAAGGAAGAUGCUCAGUGGAGCUGUUAUGAAGUCCUGAUUCAAUGUUCUUUGUCCUCCAUCUGUCUCCACUAGUUUUAUCGGUGCACCUCCUUUGUUUCCUCAGUUCUUUGCAUAUCUAGCAUGUCAAAUUGCAUUCCCUGCCAUCCAAUCUUUUUUUUGUAUUGUUGCUCUCGGAGUUGCAUCUUGUGGUGGGUUUCCUUUGUUUAGGCAUCCUUUAUACCUCCUUGUCCUUGUUCAUAUUUUUGGAGCAUCCCAGGGUUCUAGUAUCCUUCACGUAUUCUCAUAAAGGACUUCGUAUGCUAAAGACCUGCAAGUGCGCGAACCUGAAUACGGUUUGCUUAUCCAAUGCAUUUCAUGGUAUCCAUACCUGGAGUCCAGAAUUUACAAAGUGUCUUAUCACUCAGUUAUCUGUUUUCUUCAUAGCCCAGUACAUGCUAGACUGAUGGUUUUGUGUAAUUGCCACUUGGUUAGCUGAUUCUGGUACUGUUUAAUGUUAUUAUAUGGCUUCAGUGUUGUUUCAUGUUAUUGGUGGACGCUCUGGCAUUCUGUCGCUUUCUAUUUAACCACUUUUAGUCCU